This is a messenger RNA of Phycomyces blakesleeanus NRRL 1555(-), 1272 nucleotides long. RefSeq lists its product as hypothetical. The record is from RefSeq and is a predicted model, not a curated record. The transcript has 11 exons. Bases 1 to 1272 code for a protein of 423 amino acids. NCBI's taxonomy places the organism in Eukaryota, Fungi, Mucoromycota, Mucoromycetes, Mucorales, Phycomycetaceae.
AUGAUAUAUUUAAUGAUAAUGGCUUCAAGAACUAAUAUCAACCAGAACGCACAUACCAAUGGAUCAACAUCUAGGCCAUUGAUCAACGCAGUCAACACUGGGUGUAUAGAAUCGUCAAAUCCAAUGAUUGCUCCUAGACCAGAAAAUAUGUCAAUUCCAGUGUCAGAGUUUAAUGAUGUAGUCAGUCUUCUCACUACACUCAAUGACAAAAUGACAGACGUUAGUUCCGAUGUUAGUGAAUUGAAAGUACAAUGCCAGGUGGGUGCUCAAUCGACUGGCAUGCAAGCCGUUCUGGAUUCUGAUAUGGAUCCUCAGGACAUCAUAAGCAGCUCAAGACACUCAAAGAUCUCAAAUAUUAUUCGGGGGCGGUUAAAAGAUAUUAAUCUUAAGACAGAUGAUUUGGAGUUGAUCGGAGAGAAUGAUGAUAAACCAACUUGGGAUGUCAAUGUUGGUUUGUCUGACGAGUUUAACAAGAAUCUUGCAAGUGAUUUGAUGCUUUACAUUCGUCGUCAACCUGUAGCAGCCAUAGUAUCACCAAAAGAGCUAUGUGGUAUAAUUUGCUUACUGAGCUGUCAUAAUUACAGUACUUGUGGUAUUUCAGAGUGUAUUUACUGCUUAACUAGUGUCGGUGUUACAAUUAUGACAUCAAGUCAUAAAUCAGCUUUAGGACUUCCUACUAAAUUAGCUCCAUAUCGAUCUGACACAGUUUACCCAGCAAUGAUAGCUACUACGCUAUCCCAAUAUGAAUAUGUUCUUAUAUGUGAUAAAUCCAACAUCCGAGUGUCUGGAUCACCACAGUACUUACUGAAUAUGUUCUUAGAUGUAAUAAAUCCAACAACCAAGUGUCUGGAUCACCACAACAGCUAUUAUAAUCAGUUGGCUGCUAGUAAGCUUACUGAAGAAGACAGACAGACAAACACUACCUCAAACAGAAGAGGAAAUAGAAAGACUGCUCUUAAUAAAAGGAGAAAAAGAACGUACACAAAGCAUAAGGAUGCCGUCACUGAAAAGUUUAAUCGGGAUUAUAAUGGCGUUUUUUACAGAGAUGCAAUGUCUGGUGAUGAGACAGAAACCAAUACUUCUGUUGUUGCAUCUCGUCCUGAUUGGCGUAGUGAUGAGUUGAAUACCGUGUUUGACUUUCUUGAUGAGCUCGCCAGAGAUGACUUGGGAAAAAGAGCAACGCAGUUGAAGUCGCGGAGUCAUGUGUUAGUACACAAGACAAUUCCUCGUGGCUUGGUCACAAAAAUGCCUACGUGGUCAAAACGCGUAUAA